Lampris incognitus (smalleye Pacific opah) is the source of this 1262-nucleotide messenger RNA. It is a transcript of the gene abhd4, whose product is annotated as abhydrolase domain containing 4, N-acyl phospholipase B. Gene Ontology annotation, cellular component: lipid droplet. Lineage: Eukaryota; Metazoa; Chordata; Actinopteri; Lampriformes; Lampridae. The record is from RefSeq and is a predicted model, not a curated record. Bases 105 to 1217 code for a protein of 370 amino acids. The transcript has 8 exons. Gene Ontology annotation, molecular function: phosphatidylcholine lysophospholipase A1 activity.
GUGGUGCCUAAUUCUAGCCAGUCAUUUUGGGAUCAAAUUGUAUAAUUCUUAAUCAAUAUUAAAGUAUUUUACCCGUGAUUUUAAUAUUUGGAAUAUGUUAAUCCAUGGAUCCAGCAGCUACCAGCACCCCGAUGCAAGACGAAUCUGAGCGAGAGCCAGGUUCCAUUUGGGACUGGUGGCCCUCGUGGCGUCCAACCUCCAUGUCUCUUUUGAAAAGCACAGAAGCAAAGAUCCUCACCUGUAUCCAGAAUGACCUUUGGGCCAGGUUUGUGACUCUCCCCAACCAAGACCGCAUAUGGACUCUCACCCUUACCAACAAGUCGAUUCGCAAACCUUCCAAACAAGCUCCUAAGACUCCCCUGGUGAUGGUCCAUGGCUUUGGAGGAGGUGUAGGCCUGUGGAUCAGGAACCUCGAUGCACUGAGUUAUUCCCGGCCAGUAUAUGCCUUUGACCUCCUGGGUUUUGGCCGGAGCUCCAGGCCUUCUUUCUCCACAGACCCAGCUAUGGCGGAAGAACAGUUUGUGAACUCUAUCGAGCUGUGGAGAAAGUCGGUAGGCCUGGAAAACAUGAUCCUACUGGGACAUAGUCUCGGAGGUUAUCUAGCUACCUCCUAUGCCAUCCAGUACCCUGCAAGAGUAACUCACCUUAUCCUGGUAGAUCCAUGGGGAUUUCCAGACCGACCCCAGCCAGGAGCUCAGAUUCAGGAAGGUCAAGGCCAGGGCACAGAGGUGAUGAAGAAGCCUCCUCCUCCUCGCUGGGUGAAGGCAAUAGUGGCGGUGGUCUCCCUGUUUAAUCCGCUGGCGGUUAUUAGAGCAGCAGGCCCAUGGGGUCCGGGCUUGGUGAACCGAUUCCGUCCAGAUUUUAAGAGGAAAUUUGAAGACCUGUUUGACGAUGAUACCAUGACCCAGUACAUCUACCACUGUAAUGCUCAGAGCCCCAGCGGUGAGGUGGGCUUCCGGGCCAUGUCGGAGUCCCUGGGCUGGGCCAAGAGGCCCAUGGUGCAGCGGGUUCACCAGCUGCCGGCCUCCAUGCCCCUCACCUUGCUUUAUGGCACUCGCUCCUGGGUGGACAGCUCCACCGGGCACAAAGUGGCCCAGAUCAGAAACGAAAGCCACACCAGAGUGAUGUUGAUAAAUGAAGCCUCUCACCACGUCUAUGCUGACCAGCCAGGAGAGUUCAACAAAGUGGUAGUUAAUAUAUGUAACGCUGUGGAUUAGUGUGUGUGUGUGUGUGUGUGUGUGUGUGUGUGUGUGUGUGUGUGU